This is a messenger RNA of Acanthoscelides obtectus, 409 nucleotides long. Lineage: Eukaryota; Metazoa; Arthropoda; Insecta; Coleoptera; Chrysomelidae. The record is from the annotation of a GenBank genome assembly.
AUUAGUGCUGAUGAUACACUAACACAUCCAGGUGGAAUAAAAAUGUUGUUUCUUCCAGGGUAAGGAGACGCCCGUCCUCCUGGUGUCGAGCUCUCAGAAGAUGUCGUCGAAAUCCUGGGCACAACCUGAUACCAACACAUUCAUUUAUGGGCCGAAUUUACACAAAAAUUUAGUUUCCCGUUGGCAAAAAGCUGUGGCCGCGAGGUUGUCUGAAGAGGACAAAAAGGAACUUUGCAAGUAUCCUCCCCCCGAAAAUUUUCAAUACAUGGCGGCCCCAAAACUUAACCCGAUGGUUGUCAAGGCGAUAUCACCCUCAAAGGGACACUCGGUUGAUGGCUCUACAGGCAAGAUCAAAAUAUUGCAUAAAAGAACCAAGGUCACCGACACGGAUCCGAAUUUCAACAAUUGA